Cladocopium goreaui is the source of this 1924-nucleotide messenger RNA. Lineage: Eukaryota; Dinophyceae; Suessiales; Symbiodiniaceae. The record is from the annotation of a GenBank genome assembly.
GAACCCUCCUCAACCCAUCAUUUUCAUACGUGAUCGAACCCUUACAAACGACCGGCAGUAGCCAUGCUUCGCAGUGCUAUUGCCUUUCUGGCCAUCUUGGCCAUCACGGCGGAGGAGCAGUGCCUGACAGAAGACUGUUCCUUCACAGAUGAUACCUCCUUCCUACAGGAUAAGAUCCAGGUAAGUCAACGCCUGGCAACCAACUCCGUGUCAGAGAUGGCAGAGAGUGAAGUUAUUACCCCGAACUCGAACCAAGUGGACAGAUCCACUUUCGGAACCCGCGUGGUGCAUUUUCCGCCCUGGAUUUACAUAGGCAUAGCUGUCUAUUUGGUGAUCCUCGCUAUCCAUGAAUGGUUUGUAUACAAGGGCAUGAAACCGCUGGGUGUUCGGGGACCAGUGCACCUGUCAUGGAGUGUUCAAAUCAUGGGUUUGUGGAACAGCAUGGCAGGUUUCAUGGGCAUGUCGAUGCAAAUUCCCAUUUCCCUGGACUUUGCUUUGUCCCUCAACAGAGGAGCAACUGAGUCGGGGCUCUUCCUUAGUGCUGGGAUUAUCACCGGCUUGUUGGCGAUGGUGGCUGGCAAAUGGCUUGUGGACGAAACCCGCUGGAACCAGCGCUUUGUCCGUGGACUGAUGAUUGUCAUCCCUGUAAUUUGCAUGUUUCUGAGCUUGGCAUCAGCCGUCUUCGUCAAUGAAACCGCCAACAGCCCCAAUGUGAACAUGGUAUGGUGGGUCAUGCUUGCCUUUAUUCAAGUGUCGUCCUUUAUUGGUCCCCUGACGGUGGUUCCCGGCAUCCUUUUCUGGACGAAGAUCACUGUGCAUGAGAGCAAGACCUUCUGGAUGAUUAUGACCCAAUGCGCCCGAAACGUGGGUCUUGUCGUGGGACCCUUGGUCUUCACCAUCCUCAAGACCUUGGUCACUGGAGACGGCGAACGAGUCAGUCCUCGGUCUAUGAUGGCCUGGAUCAACAUUUUCCUGCUCUUCCAAGCCUUGGUGAGCAGUUUCUUUGGCAUUUCCAUCAUGCCCACGGAGAUCCCCAACGAACCUCCCAAGGGCGAUGGUCAUGACAGCUGCGACUUCGCCCUCACCGGCGAUAUCAAGCCCGAGGAACUGCCCGACUCUGCUCGCGAGGAAAUUGUUUGGCGCAUGAUCUGGUACGCAGUCGAACGUCCUUUCACUUUGGCGGCGGUGGAAGUGUCUACUUUGAUGAUGCUGGAAGUAUUUUAUGGUUGGGACCCCUACUGGACAGGGCUUUGCUUCACCGCUGUUUGCUCGGUGGGCAUUGUCAUGUCAAUCUUCACCACUGUGAUGCUGAUGAAAGGUAAAUUUCAGGAGUCGUGGGUCUUUAUGAUCGCUGCAGCCUCUUCGAUUUUUGGCUCUAUCCUCUUGUUCGAAAUAGUCCCGUCGGCCGGCUGGGUGCUCUUGGUGGCGGAUUGCGUCAUCUACACCGGAGCCACGGUGGCGAAUGGUAUCGCGGAGGGUUGGGCCAGCCGCGCUGCCAAAGAGGGCUCCAGAUUCAGCAACACGGAGUAUCGUGUGCGGCAGCUUUCAGCGGUGACUCUUGGUCGAUUCCUGGGACCAAUCAUUGGCCGAUUCUUGGUCGACUAUGGAGGCCGCAAUGUCUAUGCCGUGGUGCAGUUGGUCGCCUGCUUUGCGGGCACCAGGACGGUCUACAAGACCUGUUCGCUGGUCUGGGCCGGCAAUGCUCGCAAGCUUGAGGCAGAGAAGAAGAAAGGCAAUGCAGAAAAGUUGCUUCCAUCGCCGGAAAAGAAAGAUAUCAAGGAAGAUAUCAAGGUGAAAGUUCCAGAAGAGGAGGCCGUCGAAGACAGUACCGAGGCUUCCCCAUCAGACCGUUAGGAGACGCCGGGUGCCGUGGCUGUCCAUGGUGGAUGGUAUGGUAGGGUGCCGUUCACCGGCCGCGAAGCAG